Messenger RNA from Mollisia scopiformis, 1618 nucleotides. Its product is annotated as NAD(P)-binding protein. Lineage: Eukaryota; Fungi; Ascomycota; Leotiomycetes; Helotiales; Mollisiaceae. Bases 309 to 1418 code for a protein of 369 amino acids. Gene Ontology annotation, molecular function: 3-beta-hydroxy-Delta5-steroid dehydrogenase (NAD+) activity. Gene Ontology annotation, biological process: steroid biosynthetic process. The transcript has 3 exons. The record is from RefSeq and is a predicted model, not a curated record.
GAUUCUGCAUAACAGAUGUCAGCAGCAGGGGUCUUACGGCUUACGGACCAGAUAUUGCAUAGGCCUCCAAAGCGUGGAGCUGUAGAGGUUUGGAAAUGGAGAGCUUCAAUUUGUCCCCUCUGAAGCUCAUCUUCCCUAGUUGUCUCUAGUCUCAAGCGAUACAAGGCCCGCAUUCAUCCUUCAAUGCUGCUAUCUAAAUACAACGCUCUGGGCUCAUCUCCGCUCGAUAUAAGUAUCAACAUUAUCUGCUCCUGCCCACACAUGCUCAGCACUUAUCAUCUUUUGUCAUCGUCUUCCUCUAUUCAACCAUGGCCGAUCCUUCCUCCAAGCCAGAUCUAGGCAAAGUUGUCGUUAUCGGUGGCUGUGGUUUUCUGGGCAGUCACAUUGUUGAUGCUCUUCGUUCAACGUGCAAGGCUGAGAUAUUUGUUGUCAGUCGUUCAGCCACCAAAUAUCCAGAUCACCAUCCUGAUGUGAAGUACAUUGACGUCGAGAUCAACAAGACGAAUGCAGCUGGAGUCCCAGAUAUCGAGUCAGUCUUUGCCGAAAAUAAGAUAGACGUUGUCUUUCAUACGGCCACUCCCUCGGCAUUGACAGGCAAGGAGCAAGAGUUCGAAGAGGUCAAUAUCAAAGGGACGAAUAACGUUAUCUUGGCUGCUCAGCAUACUGGUGUGAAAGCGUUUGUCUAUACAUCUAGCCAAGCAGUCACCCUGCCAAAUUUUCAAGAGGGCGCUUCAAAUGCCGAUGAAUCGUGGCCGUUGAUUUUAGGAAAAGAUCAAGCAGACCUAUAUGCUAGAUCCAAGGCUGCCGCAGAAAAGGCUGUAAUAGAAGCCAACCAUCCAGGCGGUCUUCGAACAUGUGCUCUCAGACCUGGCGGAAUGGUUGGCAUCAGAGACAACCUCGUCACACCUACCAUAGGCAACCUUUACUUCAACGGGGAUCCCAACACCCAAAUAGGCGAUGACACAGCUCUUUCUGACUACGGAUCAGUUCUCGAUACGGCAAGGACUCAUGUCUCCGCGGCUGUUGCUCUCCUUCGCGCCCACUCAUCACCGACUCCGAUCCCUGAGUCUGAACGCGUUGACGGAGAAGCAUUCUACAUUACUGGAGAACAUGUUCGUUUCUGGACUUUCGCUAGGAGCUUCUACAAGCAUUUUGGUAAUAAAGCCGACAAGAAGCCUACUGUUCUCAGCAAGGGGUUUGCAUUGAUAUUGGCCAGAGUGCUGAUGUUCUUUUUUGGAUUGGUGGGGAAGGAGUCUCCAUUGAAAGUUAAUGAUGUGUAUUAUGCGUGUGCGACGAUGACGGCGAGUAAUGAGAAGGCGAAGAAGAGAUUGGGGUAUGAGGUUAGGGAGCCAAUAGAUGUAGCUGUUGAGAAAGCUUCCAAGUGGUAUUUGGAGAACAGGAGACCCAAGAGUACUUGAGAAACUCGCAUUGUUGUGCGCUUUAUUAUGAGACUUUUUCAAAGUCCGAGUAGCGAAUCUGGAUUUGAUGUUGGGAUUUCAUGAGUCCCAUUGCCGCGCUUGAAAGUCAAAAUUUCAAAUUUCUUGUAACUUUGAACUUGUUCAAGUGCUCUUCUUGUUUAAGCUCUCUUCAAUUUUUGAGACCCAGUCAAAAUCUUCUA